Corapipo altera (White-ruffed manakin) is the source of this 287-nucleotide messenger RNA. RefSeq names its product class II histocompatibility antigen, B-L beta chain-like. The transcript is spliced from 2 exons. NCBI's taxonomy places the organism in Eukaryota, Metazoa, Chordata, Aves, Passeriformes, Pipridae. The record is from RefSeq and is a predicted model, not a curated record. The annotation marks the transcript as partial. Gene Ontology annotation, molecular function: MHC class II protein complex binding. Gene Ontology annotation, biological process: immunoglobulin production involved in immunoglobulin-mediated immune response; peptide antigen assembly with MHC class II protein complex; positive regulation of T cell activation. Gene Ontology annotation, cellular component: membrane; MHC class II protein complex.
GGGUGUUCCAGAAGAUUGCAAAGGACGAGUGUCACUUCAUCAAUGGCACCGAGCGAAUCAGGUUCGUGGAGAGGCUCAUCUACAACCGGGAGCAGUACGUGCACUUCGACAGUGAUGUGGGGGUCUUUGUGGGGGACACCCCGUUUGGGGAGAUCCAGACCAGGCAUUGGAACAGCGACCCGGAAAUGCUGGAGUACUUUCGGGCAGCAGUGGACACGCACUGCCGGCACAACUACAGGAUCGUCACCCCGUUCACCGUGGAGAGGAGAGUGCCCCCCAGCGUGUCC